UGUGCUUUCCACCAAAGUCCCAUUCAUGUUCGAACGCGAAAGUCAGUAUACCACAAGAAAAUAACUUAAACUGCAACCUUUCUGCGUAUCCAUGUCUCGCGUUUCUCGUUGUUUCAAUGGGCCUCUAUGGAAUAUAAAGUCUCUCCCUUCUGGGUCUGCUCUCGCACCCGCUCGGACUGUAUCAGCCCAGCGACGUGAUAUUCAUGUGCUAUCAAAGCUGAGGUCACCAAAAUCUCAUGCCGGUAUGUGCCCAAGAUUCUCGCGCUCUCUCUCGUCGGAAAACAUCACAUUCGAGUCGUCACCCGUUCCCUCACAAGAAACUGGACGAUAUUCUCAGGACGAGAGCAAUCGUCUUGCUGAACAUUUGGAUAGCAUAUUUCCUUCUCUCAACUUUCCUCCAGAACUGGCCCAACGGUUAUUGACUCAUGGCAGCCAUAAAGAUGCUGUUCAUGGCCACAAUGGUCGUUUCGGAUUCGUUGGUCGUCGCGUACUGGAGACAUACUUCCUCCUUUUUCUCCAUUCCGUAUCCCGUGCUAAACCUCAUCACGACUAUGAACGCAUCACUUCUCGCGCCCUCAAUACGUAUCUUCUUGGAGAGCAUAUAGCACCAAGAUGGUCACUGGGUCGUACUUUACGCUGGGCACCUACUGUGUCAUCUGAUACUUUGCGUGCAUCAAUAAAAUCGAAGGCGAAGGAAGUAUCAGAUGCAGAAUUAGAUGUUGCGCUGGCAGUAAAUCCCAAAAUCAUGAAGAGCGUAGGGUUAUAUAAGGUUAUGGGAGAUGCGGUACAGGCCGUAAUGGGAGGGAUAUAUCAUCAGUUUGGUGGCUCUGUGGCACAUAAAGUUUUCCAUACUCGCGUGCUUCCUCAUAUCCUUCUUCCGGGAAGAGCAGAGGGAGUACCUGAGGACUUUCAUCUUAAGGCACUUCGAAUUUGUGAGCGCAUGGGUGGUGUUGAUGGGGAACUCUUAGUGCGGACCUCAGCUACCAGCGGUACAGUACAAGAAUUGGAUGUUAUGGAGGCAGAGCGUGACAGUACGGUAGUCAUCUAGAUACUUAUCUAAUAUAGUCUGCUUUCGAAUGCUAA
This is a messenger RNA of Serpula lacrymans var. lacrymans S7.9, 1083 nucleotides long. RefSeq lists its product as uncharacterized. Gene Ontology annotation, molecular function: structural constituent of ribosome; ribonuclease III activity. NCBI's taxonomy places the organism in Eukaryota, Fungi, Basidiomycota, Agaricomycetes, Boletales, Serpulaceae. Gene Ontology annotation, cellular component: mitochondrial large ribosomal subunit. The record is from RefSeq and is a predicted model, not a curated record. Gene Ontology annotation, biological process: mitochondrial translation; RNA processing. The coding region runs from base 92 to 1048 and encodes 318 amino acids. The transcript has 5 exons.